UUACUCAACAACCGAGUCAAGGAAUCAUCUUGUAGAUAACAAAAAAAAUAUUUUUUUUCGGUUUUCAUUUUCUAUUGUAUAAUCGAUGAUCUAAAUGUUGACUUGAAAACAUAAUAUGAACUUGACCAACGACGCCAAUGCUUUAUUGUUCUGCUAAAAAAAACAUAUUGGGUAGGUCCAACUUUGUACCAUAUACUCUUAAUACUAUAAAUAUGGCAACUCCAAUAGCAUAGAUAUAUCGAGCAAAUCCCACCUCCAGAAAAUGAAGUUCCCUCUCUGCUCAACUUUUGUCUUUCCUUUUGCCAUUCUCUUGAUCUCAUUUUCAUGGGCGACCACAGCUCAGUCACAUGAGAAAUUUCUUCAAUGUCUUUCCCUUCAUUCAAACUAUUCAUCUUCUAUUUCUAAAGUCAUCUACUCACGAAACAAUAACUCAUAUUCAUCUAUACUAGAAUCUUCCAUUCAAAAUCUUAGGUUCUCCACAAUAGCUACCCCGAAGCCUUUAGUCAUUGUUACACCAUUGCAUGCAUCCCAUAUCCAAGCAACAAUUUACUGUUCGAAAAGACAUGGCUUGCAAAUUAGAACUCGAAGUGGUGGUCAUGACUUUGAGGGUCUUUCUUAUGCUUCUGAAGUUCCAUUUGUCCUCAUUGAUUUGGUUAAUCUUCGAUCAAUCGAUGUUGAUGUUGAAAAUCGCAUUGCAUGGGUUCAAGCAGGGGCAACAAUAGGUGAACUGUAUUACAGGAUUGCUGAAAAAAGUGGAACUCUUGCCUUCACAGCUGGUACUUGCCAUACUGUAGGUGUUGGUGGUCAGUUUAGUGGAGGAGGUUAUAGCACAUUGUCAAGAAAAUACGGUAUUGCUGCUGAUAAUAUUAUUGAUGCUCACUUAAUUGAUGCUAAUGGAAAAGUUCUUGAUAGAAAAUCCAUGGGAGAAGAUUUGUUUUGGGCUAUCCGAGGAGGUGGAGGGGGUAGCUUUGGGAUUGUUCUCGACUGGAAAAUAAAGUUGGUUUCCGUUCCAGCAACUGUGACUGUUUUCACAGUCACAAAGACCUUGGAACAAAAUGCAACUGAACUUAUCCAUCGUUGGCAAUAUGUUGCACACAAGCUUUCCGAUGAUCUAUUUAUUUUUGUCACCAUAUCAAGGGUGAAUUCUAGUCAAGAAGGAAAGAAAACAAUUCAAGCUUCAUUUAGUGCCUUGUUUCUUGGCAGGGUUGAUAAGCUCGUUUCAUUGAUGGAAAAAGGAUUUCCCGAGCUCGGAUUAGUUAAACAAGACUGUACUGAAAUGAGUUGGAUUCAAUCUGCUGCUUACUUUGGUCAAAUUCCAAUAGAACGCUUGGAGGUUUUGCUUGACAGGACUGCGGUUAGUAAAUCCUAUUUUAAAGGAAAAUCUGAUUAUGUACAGGAACCUAUUCCAAAAAUUGCAAUUGAGGGGAUGUGGCCAAGGUUCUAUGAAGAAGAGGGAACAUAUGCCUCAAUCAACUUGGUACCUUUUGGAGGAAAAAUGGAUGAGAUUUCAGAAACUGAAACUCCAUUCCCACAUAGAGCCGGCAACAUUUUCAACAUCAUGUACGUUACUGGUGAAGAAGGGGAAUUGGAAUUUCAAAAGUAUAUAAGUUGGAUGAGAAGAUUUUAUCGUUACCUGGGUCCAUACGUUUCAAAAUCUCCACGACAAGCAUAUGUCAACUAUAGGGAUCUAGACAUUGGAGUUAACAACAAAAAAGGCCACACAAGUUAUGCUCAAGCUAGCAUUUGGGGUUUUAAAUAUUUUAAGAACAACUUCAAUAAGUUGGUGCAUGUGAAGACAUUGGUUGAUCCUGAAAACUUCUUCAAGCACGAACAAAGCAUCCCUCCUCUUUUAUAUUAAUUGGUUGAAGAAGAAAGAUUGUUAGUUAAUUUUUAGAAUAAGUUUCUUUGAGUAAUUUUUAGAAUAAGUUUCUUUGAAUCAAUGUUCUUUAGUCGUUCAUUACUGCCUGAGAACUUUCGUUCAUCCUCUUGGGUCUUCGCCCAAAAUUUGUUUAUCAUAAUGUAUGCAUUUAUGGUUGGAUUUUUAAAUUUAAUAAGCUGAGAUAUGUUUA
Messenger RNA from Durio zibethinus, 2069 nucleotides. Lineage: Eukaryota; Viridiplantae; Streptophyta; Magnoliopsida; Malvales; Malvaceae. The record is from RefSeq and is a predicted model, not a curated record.